AUGCUCAUCUCAAAACUGGACUCGCCUAGCAGCACUCUGUACGAUACAUUAGCUCAUAUAAGUCGGAUCUACGGGUCUGGGUCAACCCUUUUUCGACAUUUGUAUGAGAUUUUCAGCGGAAUGAAACAUCCACUAGACGAGCAGGGAUAUGGUUUGUCGGCUGGUCGUUUAUUGUCUGCAGUGAUUGAGUCAUCGGCAUUUUUGGUGAAGCCCGAGGUAAUAUUAUCCAUUCAACGGAAAAUUUGCGAAGAGAUAGUGCGAAACCCGGAUUCUGUAGUGUAUCGUGACAUACUAGCCUCCUUUCUGAGCUGCAGCUACGAACUAGCUCCUCCUCCUGUUCAGAUUGCCCGUACCGUCAUGGCUAGAUGUGCAAAUUCGACUGAAAUGCAAACUCUGCGACGCCUUUGUGAAGUCAUCACAAGGCCACGAAUUCAGAACUUGGCUCAUCACGAAGUCGUUUCGCGUUGCAAUGCAAGAAAGAGAAGUGAUGCAAUCGGUGACGGAUGGGAUAACAAAGAACUUGCUACAGCACCCAAUAUGAAACCUGCCGAUGAACUUGUGGAGUUUGACAGAAGGGUGGCUGAAAUUCUUCAACAAGGUGAACAGGUCAAGAGAGAGGACGAGAAAAUGUCGACUAGUGAGCCAGUGCCUUCCGCAGUGUCCCACAACGGGGCCGAGCCCACAAAUAGACAUGUUGCGGAUUCACCCGAAAUCAUCGAACUGCCACAGGAGGUGGAAGUUGUGGAAAUUCGACACAACGUUUUCGAGCCAAGUCCUGAACCUGCCACUAAGAAAGCCAAGUUUAUGAAGAAGAAAAAAGCAAAAAGACAACAAGAGAACGUAACGUUACUGAAAGGAGAAUCUACUGUGGAAGAGAUCCUAAGCACAUUCUGUCCUGACUAG
Cooperia oncophora is the source of this 903-nucleotide messenger RNA. The record is from the annotation of a GenBank genome assembly. NCBI's taxonomy places the organism in Eukaryota, Metazoa, Nematoda, Chromadorea, Rhabditida, Trichostrongylidae.